ACAAUAAGUAAUCAACUUCACAGAGUCUAAAUAUACAUGUGCCCACAGCAUUAAAGUUAGUCCUUGAAAACAUUAGUACUGGUUAACAAACAUGAUGAAGGCAUGGAGGUAUGAUGAAUAUGGGGGUGUCGAUGUGAUGAAACUGGCUACGGAUGAGCCGAUUCCAGAGAUUAAUGAUGAUCAGGUGUUGGUUAAGGUGGUGGCUGCGGCUCUCAACCCUGUUGAUUUCAAAAGACGACUUGGUUACUUUAAAGAUACCGAUUCUCCUUUUCCGAUAAUUCUAGGACAUGAUCUUGCGGGAAUAGUUGUUAAGGUUGGAAGCAAGGUAAAAAGCUUCAAAGAAGGAGAUGAGGUAUACGGCGAUUUACAAGAACACGCUCUAGCUUCCCCAACCCGGUUUGGAUCAUUGGCCGAGUACGCACCUGUUGAGGAGAGAUUGUUGGCUUUGAAACCUAAGAACUUGGACUUCGUACAAGCUGCGGCUCUCCCUCUUGCAAUUGAAACUGCUUAUGAAGGUUUAGAAAGGGCCGGUUUCUCGGAAGGUAAAUCAAUCCUUGUUAUGAAUGGUGCUGGUGGAGUUGGAUCCUUCGUAAUUCAGCUUGCAAAACAUGUGUUUGGUGCUUCGAAAGUAGCAGCCACGUCUAGUACUGGAAAACUCGAGUUGCUGAAGAGUCUAGGCGCCGAUAUAGCCAUCGACUAUACCAAGCAGAAUAUCGAAGAUCUACCAGACAAAUAUGAUGUUGUCUAUGAUGCAAUAGGACAAUCGGAGAAAGCAGUGAAAGCAGUUAAUGAAAAUGGAGUUGCGGUGUCUAUAACGGGCCCUAUCCCACCACCAGGGUUUCUCUUUGUUCUCACAUCCAGUGGAUCUUGGUUGAGAAAGCUAAACCCUUACAUAGAAAGCGGAAAAGUGAAGGUGUUGCUCGACCCUAAAAGUCCGUAUCCUUUUGACCAGGUGAAAGAAGCCUUCAGUUACCUUGAGAGCCACAGGGCUACAGGAAAGCUAGUUGUAUACCCAAUACCUUGAGGCUUAUAUAUAUGUGUGUUCCUUUCUAUGUACCUUGAAUAAGUAUUUUGGCUAAGAGUUUGUAACUCAAAAGUGUGUCGUCUCGUUAGAGCUCAUCUUUGUAUUAUACUAAUGGAAAAUAAUUGCAAACAAGGUACGUUCUUGUUUAUAGAAAA
Erigeron canadensis is the source of this 1179-nucleotide messenger RNA. Its product is annotated as 2-methylene-furan-3-one reductase-like. The coding region runs from base 92 to 1024 and encodes 310 amino acids. The record is from RefSeq and is a predicted model, not a curated record. NCBI's taxonomy places the organism in Eukaryota, Viridiplantae, Streptophyta, Magnoliopsida, Asterales, Asteraceae. The transcript has 4 exons. Gene Ontology annotation, molecular function: oxidoreductase activity, acting on the CH-CH group of donors, NAD or NADP as acceptor; zinc ion binding.